CAGUAGUUCAUACAUAUUAAAUAAUAGCCCGUUACUUUCCUCAAACGAAGUAAAACUUUCCUCCUUAAAUAUUUCCAUAGUCCCUCCUCCUCUUCUCCCAGCACCGUCUCCUCCACAGGGUUUGUGUCUCGGACCAUGGCGCUGCACUCUGGAUAUUUCACUGUAUACGUGGCGUUUCAUUGUGUUAUUGCAGCAUUGAUUAAUUGUACUUUAGCAGCUCCGGGCAGUGGCAGCUCCAAUGUGCUGUCCCUCCUGCAGCCGUAUGAUUUCUUGUAUUACAGCGGAGUACGUGCAUAUUUUGGUGAGGAGUGGGCCAAGGCUGCAGAGCUGCUGGAGAAAUCCGUCCUAACCAAGGAAUCACUGUUUAGAGUCCGCAGGCAGUGUCAUGAUGACUGUGUGGCAGCAGGGAGAGAGGCUUUCAAUAAACUGGACUCUGAACAGGGGAGCAUGUGGGACCUCCGGGCCUUGGAUUGGGUUCAGAAAAAGGCUGAAUGUUUGAGGUUCUGUAUCGGACGCUCUGUCACACCUGCAGGACAGCUCCCCGUCUCCACCGACAUAGAGUAUGAAUUCGGCAGCCGCAACCCGUACAACUUUCUGCAGGUCACGUACUACAAGUUGGAAAAGUUGCAUAAGGCAGCAUCGGCAGCUCAUACCUACUUUGUGGCCAAUCCCAGCCACCUGGAGAUGAGGAACAACAUUGAGAAGUACAGACGCAUGGAAGGAGUGACCGAGGAGGACUUCCAGGACAGAGAGCUUGAGAAUGAGAAACACUGGAUGCUGUAUGAUUCUGCACUUCAGUAUGAAGCCUCCUCGGACUGGGUCCAGGCAGCAGAGAAAUGGAAAGCAUGUGUGAAUGAAACACUGCGGCAGACAGACGAGUGCAGGGUGCAGUGUGAGGUGGCCUCCCAGAGGCUGCCUGAGGACAGGGGAGUGGACAGUGUUGAUGGCGUGUACGAGAAAGCUGCAGCUCUUUCCCUCUCACUGCUCUCGUGCCGACAGUCCUGUGUGACUCAGAUAGCCACAAGACCUGGAAGGAUUUCUGCUCAGGAGGACUUCCUGCCCUCACAGCUGGAACAUCUGCAUAUUGCACAGUUUAAAGCUGGUGAUAUCAGUGGAGCAGUUCAGACUCUUCGCUCUCUUCUCCUGUUUUACCCCUCCGAUAAGGACUCCUUAAACAACCUGCAGCUCUACUAUGAGACACUAGGAGGAGACACAGAGUCACAGGACACACAGCCUGCUCAGGAGGUAGUCACAUACAUCAGUCACUCUUUAGAGGAGAAGAAGCUACUGUAUUUUGGUAUGGAGAACCUUGACUUCAGUUUCAUCGACCCAGAUCUUUGGACUCCAGAAGAUGUCGUACCUGAAUCACUGAGGGAUAUCUGGAGAGCUGAAAAGGAGAAAAUGAAUGAGAAAAUGAAAGCAGGAGAUCAGCUGGAGGACGUGGAUGACAGUGGAUUUUUUGCAGGUGGUUCAGUCCCUCAGGUGGGUGUGACCAUCACCAUGGACGACGAAGUUCUGAACGGGACCAAUCGCGUAGUACUCGACGGCGUUAUGACUGAGAAGGAGUGUGGCAGAAUACUGCAGCUGGCAACAGCUGCAGCAUCUGCCGGAGAUGGUUACCGGGGACGACGGUCUCCGCACACACCUCAUGAGACGUUCGAGGGCCUGACUGUCCUCAGGGCUGUAAAGUUGGCUCAGGAAGGCCUGGUGAACCAAUCAGAUGCCCGGCUGUUACAUGAGCUGGGCGAGAGAGCGAGAGUCCUGCUGCACUCAUACUUCAGGAGCCCCUCGGGACUCUUCAUCUCUUUCACACACCUGGUCUGCCGCAGUGCUAUUGCAGGUGACCAGGAGGGCAGGCUGGACCUGUCUCACCCUGUCCAUGUUGACAACUGUCUCCUUGAGCCGGAGACAAAGCAGUGCUGGAGGGAACCACCAGCAUUUAUACACAGAGACCUCAGUGCCAUUCUCUACCUGAAUGACAACUUUGAUGGUGGGCAGUUGUUCUUCACCAACAGGGAUGCCAAGACAGUAACAGCUCGAGUAAAACCCAGCUGCGGUCGACUGGUGGGUUUCUCCUCAGGUCCAGUAAAUCCACAUGGUGUUACUGCAGUGACCAGUGGCCGGCGGUGUGCCCUGGCUCUCUGGUUCACAAAGGAAAAGCUCUACAGGGACAUGGAGCGAGAGGAGGCAGAGGCCAUGUGGGCUGCAGACGGACAGAGUGUGGUGAAAAAGGACGAGGAGGAGAAAGAGGGCACCGCCGGCCGGAACGCUCGGAGCCAAGCACCGAAGGAGAGGAGCAGAGGGAGAGGCAGAGUGACGGGUGGCAGAGAUGAGCUGUGAGAGCAAGAACAAACCUGACAGACUGAACCACCCAAACUGGAACACUUUGGUGCACCAGUCCAGUAACAGGACCCAUAACAUCCCAUAUCAGGACCAUUACACCAACCAUCUCUUGUUUUCAGUUUUAAACCACACAUUCACUCCUCAUCUGCCUUUUUAUGUAAAGCUGCUUGCAUGUUUGUAUAUACUGUAUUUGUACUGUAUAUGAUGAAGGUAAGUAAGGGAAACACUUCCCUCGUGUCAAUCUGUACUUUUGUUUUAGCAGCUUUACUGACGGAAAUCACUACUUUUAAAAAAAUGAAGAGAUUAAAAGAAUAAAUUCUUUACCAAUGUCA
Molecule: messenger RNA, 2675 nt
Organism: Dicentrarchus labrax (European seabass)
Lineage: Eukaryota; Metazoa; Chordata; Actinopteri; Moronidae
Gene: p3h3
Product: prolyl 3-hydroxylase 3
Exons: 16
Coding region: 136-2340 (734 amino acids)
Biological process (GO): collagen metabolic process
Cellular component (GO): endoplasmic reticulum
Molecular function (GO): iron ion binding; protein binding; L-ascorbic acid binding
Source: RefSeq, a predicted model, not a curated record